Molecule: messenger RNA, 2390 nt
Organism: Aplysia californica (California sea hare)
Lineage: Eukaryota; Metazoa; Mollusca; Gastropoda; Aplysiida; Aplysiidae
Product: vesicle transport through interaction with t-SNAREs homolog 1B
Exons: 7
Coding region: 36-689 (217 amino acids)
Biological process (GO): intra-Golgi vesicle-mediated transport; macroautophagy; intracellular protein transport
Cellular component (GO): SNARE complex; Golgi apparatus; late endosome membrane
Molecular function (GO): SNAP receptor activity; SNARE binding
Source: RefSeq, a predicted model, not a curated record
GUUGUUUGUGAUGGUCACAUGAUCUAUGUGACAAAAUGUCGUCGGAACGGUUUGAGUCACUUGAGGAUGAUGUGAAUAACAUCAUAGACAACCUCAAAGAAAUUGAAAGGAAAGCUGUUUCUCUUUCAGGAGAGGACAGAAAAAAUGCCAUCAGAAAAGCUGAGAGAAAGCUUGAGGAGGCAAAUGUUAUUGUUCAAGAACUUGAGUCAGAAGCAAAGUUGGCCCCCGUGAACUAUCGCACACAAUUCUUAGGUCGAAUUCGACAUUAUCGAAAUGACAUUGACCAGCUUGCAAGAAAUCUGAAACGAGGCCCUCCUUCAGGUGCUAGUGGCUCAGACAAUUAUGGUUUCGACAGAGAGGAGAGACUGGAUUCUGCCAACCGGGCAAAGCUGCUACAGGGCCACCAGUCAUUACAAAGGACCUCGGACAGCAUUGCCAGGUCACAUCAGAUUGCAGCUGAGACUGACCAGAUUGGGGUGGAAAUUAUCGAUGAACUGGGAGAGCAAAGAGAGACUUUGAUACGAACUCGAGAACGGCUAGUAGAAACUGAUGCAAAUCUAGGGCAAAGUAGAAAAAUCCUGAAAUCUAUGGCAAGAAGGGUGAUGACCAACAAACUAAUCCUGGCUGUCAUUAUCCUCAUGGAGCUGGCUAUUUUAGGAGGACUCACCUACUGGAAAUUCUUCUCCUAAUGACGCAAAAUGGAAGUUAUGUUCCCGUAGGUUGUAAUAAAUACUCCCCGCUCUAUAUUUAUGUGCUGGAAGGACUCGACGGCAGUCGUUGUGAGUCUUCCGUACCAGAUGUACAUGCUUUCGAAUAACGUCCGAGUUAUUGUAAAAUACUGAAUUAAAUGUUUGUGCCUUGAAAGAAAGAUUCUAUGUGAUUUUGGCGAAGCCAAAUGCUAAUUGUUGGUGCUUGCUGCAGAUAAGCCAGGGUUGUUGCUUAGGCUCUUCUUUCUGUUUUCAGAUAUUUCUAUUUCUUGUCUUAGUUUGUGUAUUAUAGGGUGUUUUUUGAGAGUGUCCAAGAACAGAAACCGCUGGCGAACUUAAAAUGCUGGUGUCCAUUUCAAAUUUUGCUUUUCAAGAAGUGUGUGGGAUUGAAUUUCCAUUCACUGUGUGGUAUAAAGCAUACCGAUAGUAAUGGGUCAUGGCAGACUUUCAGUGUGGUAUAAACCAUACUGAUUGUAAUUGAUCAUGUAAGCCUUUCAAUGUGUGGUGUAAGGCACACUAAUACUAAUAGCAAUGGGUUCUUGUCAGCCUUUUUAGUGUGUGGUAUAAACCAUACUGAUAGUAAUGGGUCAUGUAAGUCUUUCAGUGUGUGGUAUAAAGCACAUUGAUUGUAAUGAGUCAUGUAAGCUUUUCAGUGUGUGCUAUAUAAACCAUACUGACAGUGAUAGCAAUGGGUCAUGUAAGUCUUUCAGUGUGGUAUAUAUAAACUUCACUGAUGCAAUGGGUCAUGCAAGCCUUUCAGUGUGUGGUAUAGACCAUACUGAUAGUGAUAGCAAUGGGUCAUGUGAGCCCUUCAGUGUGUUGUAUAUAUAAACUUCACUGAUAGCAAUGAGUCAUGUACACAUGUGGGAAAUGGUGGAAGUGAUGAUGUCCACACUCCAGUGAGCCCAGCUCUCUCUUGUUGAUUUUGAUGACAAAGUUUGUUCUCCUGUCUUCGAGUUCGUCUGCUUUGUAAGUAUUAGGGACCACAAAAAGUGUAAUAAAUUCCAAGCAAACUCUUUUUAUAGGCUAUGCGGAGUCGACGGGCGCAUCCUUGAUAGAUGCGCUGAAUUCUUGCUUAUGCCUUCCUGCAGUGCUCAGUCGUUCUAGAAAUUUUUUUUUUUUAAAGUGUGUGGAGAGAUAGAGAGAGCAUGAGAGUCAAAACACACAUCACAUAUUGUGAAGUGACCAUAAUCGACACACUUCUUUGAGUAUGAUUGUUUUUUUCAGAAGAAUUAUGUCACCGUCAAGCUGUUCAAUUAUCUUAAGCCCAGAAAGCAAAGUUUUUCAGGAGAGAGAGAAAAACUUUCAUUCUUUUAUAAUAAAUUGUACCCAAAUUAUGUAUCUUUUCUUGUUUUGUUUUUUUCUUUCAACAUUUAGAAUUUGAAUUCAGAAAAAAAUAUUUCUGGAGCUCGUGCAACUGAUACCAGUUUAAGAAUCAAUUUUUAAAAAUAUCUGAACAGCUGGCCGAUGAUACGAUGUUUGAAACGUGUGAAGAGAAUAUCUGAACUCGUACGUGCAUUUAUGGGUGGAGACUGGGGUGUGUAUAGAUGAAAGUUUGCAAAGUGUAAAAUACAUUUAUUGUACAUUUUCUCUUAAUAAUGUAUACAUGAAUCACAUUUUGUAAAUUCUUCAGACAUAAAUAUUUUUAUUUGUUAUUAAAAUGUCCAAAAAAAGAAAAAAAAA